Messenger RNA from Bathycoccus prasinos, 573 nucleotides. RefSeq lists its product as hypothetical. Gene Ontology annotation, molecular function: zinc ion binding; protein-folding chaperone binding. Bases 1 to 573 code for a protein of 190 amino acids. Lineage: Eukaryota; Viridiplantae; Chlorophyta; Mamiellophyceae; Mamiellales; Bathycoccaceae. The record is from RefSeq and is a predicted model, not a curated record. The transcript has a single exon. Gene Ontology annotation, biological process: protein folding; protein stabilization; protein import into mitochondrial matrix. Gene Ontology annotation, cellular component: mitochondrion.
AUGAUGAAGCGGGGAGGAGCGCUCUUGUUACGACGGUUGGCUUCAUCGAGCGCAUCAGCUUUUACAAAGACGAACUCGGGCACUUUUGCAUCAUCCUCCGCCGCUUCUGCUUCUGCUGCUCGUGGAUGUGUCUUUAGGGGAAAUUCGCUUCGUCGGCAUUCCAUCUGCUCGUCCUGGCGUGCGUUUACGACUUCGGAUGGAGGAGGAGGAAAAGAAGCAGAAGAAGAGCAAAAGAAGGAGAAGAAAAAAGAGUUAUACAUGGCGUUCACGUGCGGGAAAUGCGAGACGAGAUCGAUCAAAGGGUUUAGCAAACGCGCGUAUCACUUUGGCGUGGUCGUCGUCACCUGCCCUGGGUGCGAGAGGAAACACGUGGUGGCGGAUAGACUGGGGUGGUUCGGCGAGAAAGGCGACGCGGGGGAUUUUAUCCAGGAGAAGGAAAAGAAGAAGAAGGGAGGGAAAGAGGAGGAGGAGAAGGCGACGAUGAUGCGAGCGAAAAUAGAGGCGGAUGGGACGUUGGAGUUUGACGAAGACGAGCUGGAAGCGUGGCGAGCUCGACUGAAGGAAGAGAAGUGA